Messenger RNA from Neofelis nebulosa (Clouded leopard), 6219 nucleotides. Its product is annotated as olfactory receptor 6C4-like. The record is from RefSeq and is a predicted model, not a curated record. Gene Ontology annotation, molecular function: olfactory receptor activity; G protein-coupled receptor activity. The transcript has a single exon. Gene Ontology annotation, cellular component: membrane. NCBI's taxonomy places the organism in Eukaryota, Metazoa, Chordata, Mammalia, Carnivora, Felidae. Gene Ontology annotation, biological process: G protein-coupled receptor signaling pathway. Bases 1312 to 2349 code for a protein of 345 amino acids.
CCAGCAUUUUGGUUUGCUGGAAGAAUGAGGAGAGGGAGACCAAGUUCUGCUUACUGUGAGUUGCAUCUGGGUAAGUACAUGGCCUUAGUGUGAUUGAGUUAUUUUGCCAUUAAAUUUAUUGUAAAUUGAAGCAGAAUCCGUUCCUCUUCAAGCUGAUUUACUAUCCUUAAAAUAAUGGGGUUUGGCUAAAUCAGAACUAGUUCAGAAAUCUGAGACGAACACUAGUUGACCAGAACGACAAAGCCUCACAUAGAGAAGUUUAUGGAUUUAAAGGGUAAUGGAGUAUUUUAUUUAGGUAGACAGUAGAAGAGACAGUGAAUCAGAAAAUAAUUGCCAGAGUCAAGGCAUGUAAUUUCUCUUUCUGUCCUCAGGCUAGUAUCUCUAAAAGUAUGUACUAAAAGGGUCAGAAGAUAGAGAUUCUCCCUUAGACUGACCACUUAGCACAGGAGGAAGGGAAAAAUCUCCUUUCUUACUGACUGGUCUCAAGCUCUGUAGGAAAAUGACCUGGCUUCUAUCUCCCACAGUAUAAUUAAAGUCCAUCUGAUACUCUAGUACUCUCACUUUAGAGGGCUGCAUCUGGGACCAUAGGAAGUUUUCCUGUAAGUAAUGUUAUGACAUCAAAUAUGGAUAAAAAAUCCUAAGGACAUCAUGGGGGAAUAAUUUUUUGUGGGAUGACCUACUCAUGACUGUAGUUUUUUUUUUUUCCCUAAGGCUACAGUUUUCCUUUUGCAAUAUUCACCCUUUGAUGAUAUUGAUGAUAUCAGUGGUAUCUUACCAAUAAUAUGUUGCAUGAUCAGAUAUAAAAGUAAAAGAAGGUUUUUUUUUCCUGCUCGGCAAUAGAGUACAGAAAAAAUGGCUAACACUCUUAAAAUUACAUUAUCCUUUAUGAAAACUUGUAACCAUGUGCACAGUUCUUUUUUUUAUCAUUUAACAUAAAUAUAUUCAAGAUAAAAUAAUUUAUUUUUACUUAAUAAAGUAUAAAAACUAGACAUAAAAUAUAAUAUUUAAAAUAAUUAAAAAAUCCAGUCACCACGCUUAUACUAUUUUAUUUUUUAUUAGUUUUUUCCCCUUCUUAAAUUUGAAAAAAAUUAUAGUUGACACACAACGUUACAUUAAUUUCAGGUAUACAAUAUAGUGAUUCAGCAACUCUAUAUGUUAUGCUAUGUUUACCACAAGUGUAACUACCCUCUGUCAUCAUACAACACUAUCGCAAUAUCAUUGACUGUAUUCCCUAUGUUAUACCUUUCAUCCCUGUGACUUAUUCAUUCCAUAACUGGAAGACUGUAUCUCCCACUCCCCUUCAUCCAUUUGAUGACACUGUUUUAUAUGUUUCACAAAGUUCUUAAUUCUUCAGUCAUGAUAUUCUACAAAAUAGCUCAGAGAGUUGAAGAAAUGGAAAAGUCAGUGAUAGGGGAUACACGAAACUGGACAGAAGUUCAGGAAUUCACUCUGGAGGGCUUUCCUGCUGUCCAGAACCUUGGAAAGGUUCUCUUCCUGGUACAUCUGCUGGCAUACCUGGCCUCCAUCAUGGGAAAUACACUCAUAAUCACCAUUACCUGGACUGACCAUCGCCUCCAGACACCCAUGUACUUCUUCCUCCGCAGUUUCUCCUUUUUUGAAUGCUGUUUUGUAACCACUGUUAUUCCUAAAUUGUUGGCCAUCUUUCUGUCAGGGAGGCAAUCAAUUUCUUUUGUGGCUUGCUUCACACAAGCCUUUGUCUUUCUUUUCCUGGGAACAACUGUUUUCUUCCUUAUGGCGGUAUUAUCCCUAGAUAGGUACCUGGCCAUUUGCAAACCUCUGUAUUACUCAACCAUCAUGAACCCAAGGAUGUGUUUCCUUCUGGUCACUGCCUGCUUAUCUUUGGGAUUUGUCCUCAUGGUGGUUCCAAUUAUAAUGCUUUCCCAGUCAUCCUUCUGUGGCUCCCAUGUCAUCCCUCACUUCUUUUGUGAUUUUGGGCCACUGAUUCAUCUCUCUUGUUCUGACACCAGAUCUACUGAAAUGUUGGCCUUUAUCCUUGCUUUGUUUAUCCUUUUGACAUCCCUUAUCAUAACCAUCAUUGCAUACAGCAACAUAGUAGUCACAGUUGUGCGACUUCCGUCAGCCAAGGAGCGACACAAAGCUUUCUCCACCUGCUCCUCUCACCUCAUUGUCCUCUCUCUGAUGUAUGGCAGCUGUGUCUUUAUAUACGUGAAACCAAAGCAAACAAACAGGCUGGACUCUAACAGGGAGGCUGCCCUUGUGAACACGGUGGUGACUCCGCUGCUGAACCCUGUCAUCUACACUCUGCGGAACAAGCAGGUCCAUCAGGCUCUGAGGGAUGCUCUGUCCAGGGUUAGAUUGCAGAAAUAGAACCAUAGACUGUCAGAGGGAGAAUGCCUCUUCUCCAUCUAAUGCAAUCUCCAUCCUAUUUCUGGAAUCUCUUACAUAGUCUUGCAACUGUGUUUUUCAAGUUUCCGCUCGUUUAUUCUUAGAAUAAGGGCCAAUUUAUCUUAUAAUCCAAUGUACUCCACUACUUGAAAGCUCUAACAUUCUUGUUCAUAUCGAAAUGAAAUUAUCUUCCUGUUCUGUGAUCUUCUGUUCAUGAGUUUUAACUCGAUAGGAUUCAACAAAUUUUAAUGAGGAGUCUCAUAUCCAUGAUUCUGUUUGAUGCAUGUGAAAUCUCAAAGUUGAGAAGGUGUGGUUUCAUGUAUCUACUUAUGGUAAGUACAUAGAGACGGAAAAUGAAAUUCACAAGAAUUAAGAAUAUCAACUUGGUUCAAGGAUAGAUGUAACAUGGUCACUUUAUUGAUUUUUGAAGGACACAUGUACAUAACUGUCAUGAUAUUAAUAGCAUUACUUGAAAUGACUCAAUGCAAUUGUUUUCAAUUGUGCAUUGUCUGUAUAUAAAUAGAAUAUAAAUCUUUACAAUUCUAGUUUACGCUAUAAUGAAGACAUAUAAAUGUCUCUAAUUGAAAUUGAAAGUUUCCUUUGGUUAUGCUCAUCUGCUAGUACUGAUUUCAGUACUAAAGACCCGAUGAUGGAGUACCAGAGAGAGAGAAGCAUUAUGAUUUCUGGAACAAAGAAUUGAGUGGUUAAGAUUGUUUCCCUACUACAGAAAAGGAAUUGGGGGGAAUCUAAUCAAAGGUGGAAAGGAGUCUGAUUGUGACUGUAGAGUCUUUCUAAGUAAAUCUAUAAACAAGUAUCUUUAUUUGUGAAAUGAGAGCUUUGAUGUGAUAAUCUCUGGCUGUCCAUUAUUAGUACUAGUGUGAAAUGACACGACUGAUACCAAACAUGACACAAAGACACACUGUAAUAGAAAUACAAUUUGAGCAUAGAAAAGAGAAAAUGAUGAGAUGUUUUUGUUUGUUUUAAUUUUGUUUAGUGUUAAGUUCACGCAUGACAUCUUUAAUGUGUUUUUUGGCCAUGUGUAUGUCUUCUUUGGGAAAAUGUCAGUGCAGGUCCUCACCCAUUUUAAAAUCAGAUUAUUUUGGGGGCUUUUUUGGGUGUUAAGUUUUUAAAUAUAUUUUGGAUAUUAACCCCUCAUUGGAUAUGUCAUACGCAAAUAUCUUCUCUCAUUCAGUAGGUUACCUUUUGGUUUUGUUGAUGGUUUCCUAUGCUGUGCAAGUGAUGAGAUAUUUUAAUGAAGAAUUACAACUAUAAUUUAGUUAUUCAAGAUUUUGGUAGGAAAAGAUAGAUUUGGACACAAGACACAGUAAGAAAAGUCCUGGAGCUGGUGUUUGCUUGGCAUAGUUGGCUAUCAUGCUUUGAUCUGACCACAUUAUUCUGUAGUUUCAGGCAUAAUAAUUGACUGUGUUAUGAAGAUUUCUGGCAUACAAUUAUGAAUGAAUUUGAAGAAUAGACUACUCAAUUAACGCAACACAUUUUUGUUCACCCUAUGCACAUAUAAAAAUUUCCAAGUAUUUUUUUGUGUUGGCUUAUCUCUUUUUAUGACUUUUGGUAUAUUCCCUUUGCUCAAAGCAUCACAUUGUCAAUGAUUUUUCCCAGAAUGGCCACUUAAUGGUACAGUUAUUGGCAUAAAGGUCUCCCCAUAGGAAUGCACAUGUCAGUGGAGGCUGGUGAUGGCAGUUGGGCUGUAGCAUGCAGCUUGUGGGCCUAGCUGAAGGUGAGCCCAGUGGUGCAAGCUAGUGACGGAGUCAAGGCCAAAUCUGGGGCCACAUGCAGCUAAUUCAAAAUAUAUAAAGAACUCAUACAAAUCAAUGAUUAAAAAAACACAACUCAAAUAAAGUAAUUGGCAAAGGACCUGAAUAAACAUUUUUUCCAAAGAAGACAUAUAAAUAGCCAGUAGGUAUAUGAAAAGAUGUUCAACAUCAUUAAUCAUCAGAGAAAUACAAAUCAAAAUCACAAUGAGAUAUUAUCUCACACCUAAGCUAGGUUAGAAUGGCUAUCAUAAAAAAGUGAAAGGAAAAGAAGUAUUGGUGAGGAUGUGGAGAAAGGGGAACUUUGGACACUGUUGAUGAGAAUUUAAACUGGUGCAAUCACUGUGGAAAAUAAUAUGGAGGUUCCUUAGGAAGCUACCUAAGUGUCCAUCCAUAGAUAAGUGGAUAAAGAAGCUUUGGUGCACACACACACACACACACACACACACACACAAUGGAAGAAUACACAGGCACAAAAAAUGAAAUAUUGCCAUUUGCAACAACAUGGAUGAUUUAGGGGAUAUCAUGCUAAGUGAAAUGAGUCAUUCAGAGAAAGACAGAUACCAUAUAAUUAACUUAUAUGUGGAAUUUAAGAAAUAAGUGAAUAAAAAAGAGAGACAAACAAAAAACCAGACUCUUAAAUAGAGAACAAACUGGUGAUUGCUGGACAGGAGGUGGUGGGGCGGGGGGGGGGGGGGGGGGAAUGGGUGAAAUAAAUGAAGGGAAUUAAGAGUACACUUUCAUGAUGAGCACUGAGUUAUGUAUAGAAUUGUUGAAUCACUAUAUUGUACACCUGAAAUGAAUAUAACACUGCAUGAUAAUUAUACUUGAAUAAAAAAUGGUUGAAAAAUUAAAAAUAUAUAAGAAAACUACUGUAUAAUCCAAUGAUACUACUUCUGGAUAUAUAUCCAAAGGAGUCGAAAUGAAGAUAUUGAGGAGAUAUCUGCACUCCCGUGUUCAGCGUUAUUUAUUAUAGCCAAGAUAUAGAAACGACAUAAGUGUCCAUUGAUGGAUGAAUGAAUAAAGAAAAUGUGCACAGCUUUCUGUAUGUUAAUCAUAAUCGAAUAAAUGGCUUUAAAAAAGAAAAUUGCACUUUUUUGAUUCAAAAUUUUACUGAAUAGUUUUAAUAGAUGAGAUGAGUAGAAUACUAGACAUGCCAGAUGAAAAAUUAGCAUAUUCGAAGGUAUAGAAACUUAAAAACACACACACAAAGAAAAAAUAAUCCAACUAAAAUGAUAAGAGCAUCAGGGAAAUAUGGGACAAAUUCAGGCAAUCCAACGAGCAUAUAAUUCGAUUUCUGAAACAGAAGUUUGUAUGUGGAGAGGGAUGACAAAAAAAGAUUUAAGGACACGAUGGCCAAAAUUUUCCAAAUUUUCUGAGAACAGAACCAAAGGUCUAAGCAAAACCCAAGCACUAGAAACAUGAAAAAAUCCACACCAAAAUGCAUAAUACAUUGCUCAAAACCAGAGAUAAAGAGAAAAUCUUAAAAACAGCCAAAAGGAAAAAUUACAUGUUUCAUACUGAGGAACAAAGAUAAAGAUGACAUAAAAUUCUCUUCGGAAAGAAGUAAAUGAGAAUUCAGUGAUACAGGCACUUUUGAAGGACUGUGAAUAAAAAUCUGCCAACCCAGAAUUUGAUACCUGUAAAACUGUCAAAAAUGAAGGCUUACAAAAGAUAAAAGGAUUAAUCACUAGCAAGCCUACAGAAUAAUAACUGAUAAAGUCAGUCCUUCCAAGAGAAAGAAAAUUACGCCAGAUGAAAAUAUGCAGAGCUAUGAAAAAGAAUGAAGAGCACUGGAAAUAGUAACUAUAUAGUAGGUAUUUAAGAUAUUUGUUUUAAUUAUUUAAAUGUCUGAAAGAUAAGAGACUCCACAAAAAUAGUAACAAUGCAGUGUGGAGUUCAUAACAUACGUGGAAGGAAAAUAUAUGACAAUAAUAUCAUAAAAGCUGAGGGGGUAGAAAUAGAAGUAUACUAUUAUAAGUUUCUUAUAUGUGAAGUGGUAAAACUAUCACUUGGAGGUAGGUAAUAAGUUAAAGAUGUAUACUGUAAACACGAAAGCAACCACUGAAAUAAAAGUAAAAAG